This is a messenger RNA of Phaedon cochleariae (mustard beetle), 802 nucleotides long. The record is from the annotation of a GenBank genome assembly. Lineage: Eukaryota; Metazoa; Arthropoda; Insecta; Coleoptera; Chrysomelidae.
AUUUAUGCAAGUCAAGUGGAAAUACACAACCAUCAGUAAACGUCAUGCCAUUAACUGAAAUGCCUUACUCAUAAAAUGAACUACUAGUUAGGUUGAAGAAUCAUUCUUUCUUUUCCAUUAGUGAUUUGUGCAAUUCAAUGUUAUUAACAAUUUAUAAAUAAUGAGUGUAUUGUCAUUAUUGCCAAGAAUAUCAUGCAUUGUGAUUUUAAUCUGUGAGGCAGUUAUUGGUGAAAACUGGUACCAAUUUUCAAAACGAGAUGACUGGCGUAACCCCCAUCAUCAUCAUCAUCCAGAUAGACACCACGACGAAAGAUUUUUCUUUCCCGAUGAUGGAAUGCACUUCGAUGAUGAUCAGAGAAGAUACCAAUUCGAUAUGAAUCGUUAUGAAGGUUCAAUAUGGCACAAUAAUGACCGACCUGCAAAAACGAUCCAUGAUCACAAUGACUACAAUUAUUUUGACUUUCCACCUGCCACCACAGAGACUACUACAACUGUAGCUAGUGUAGCUGUACCGGGUAUGGGCACCAGAAGAUCAUCUUGUGAAGAUAGAUGUCCAGCUACGAUGCAGUAUGACCCCAUAUGUGGCGAUAAUGGAAUAACGUAUACCAAUAUGCAAUGGUUCAAGUGUGCACUAAGGUGUGGCAGAAGAGUCCAAAUGAGAUACCGAGGUUCCUGUCCGAGAACUGGAUGAGAAGGGUCACAAUGUUUGUCUGUACCUAGAGAUGUUUUCAAAUUAUUAACUCAUUUUUAUUUUCAUAUCUACUGAGUAUUUUCCCAAUAAACCAUCCUCACUACUUGUAUA